Jaculus jaculus (lesser Egyptian jerboa) is the source of this 2672-nucleotide messenger RNA. RefSeq names its product terminal uridylyl transferase 1, U6 snRNA-specific (gene Tut1). The record is from RefSeq and is a predicted model, not a curated record. Gene Ontology annotation, cellular component: mitochondrion. Gene Ontology annotation, molecular function: poly(A) RNA polymerase activity; RNA binding. The transcript is spliced from 9 exons. Bases 45 to 2633 code for a protein of 862 amino acids. NCBI's taxonomy places the organism in Eukaryota, Metazoa, Chordata, Mammalia, Rodentia, Dipodidae.
UGGUGGCAGAAGUGGUUGUGGUUAGUCCGUCCGGGAGAGUCGCCAUGGCGGCGGUGGAUUCGGAUGUCGAAUCGCUGCCGCGUGGGGGUUUCCGCUGCUGCCUGUGCCGCGUUACUACAGCCAACCGACCCAGCCUCGAAGCUCACUUGGGAGGGCGGAAGCACCGGCAUCUGGUAGACCUUCGCGCUGCCAGGAAGGCCCAGGGACUUCGCAGUGUGUUUGUCAGUGGCUUUCCCAGGGAUGUGGAUUCUGCUCAGCUCUCUGAGUACUUCCAGACAUUUGGCCCUGUGGCCAGUGUUGUCAUGGACAAGGACAAGGGAGUGUUUGCCAUUGUGGAGAUGGGAGACAUGGGUGCUCGAGAGGCUGUCUUGUCACAGUCCCAGCAUAGCCUAGGAAGACAUCGCCUGCGUGUCCGGCCACGUGAGCAGAAGGAGUUUCAGAGCCCAGCCUCCAAGUCUCCCAAAGGAGUGGCCCUGGAUAGUCAUCAGCUGGCCAAAGCACUGGCUGAGGCCCCUGACGUAGGGGCACAAAUGGUAAAGCUUGUGGUGCUGAGGGAGUUAUCUGAGGCCGAGCGGCAACUUCGGAGCCUUGUUGUAGCCCUGAUGCAGGAAGUCUUCACUGAGUUCUUCCCUGGCUGUGUGGUCCAUCCUUUUGGCUCUUCCAUAAACAGCUUUGAUGUUCAUGGCUGUGAUCUUGACCUCUUCUUGGAUUUAGGUGACAUGGAAGAAGCCCAGCCAACUCCUAAGGCUCCAGAGUCUCCAUCGCUGGACUCAGCCCUUGCUUCCCCACUGGAUCCUCAAGCACUGGCCUGCACCCCAGCUUCUCCUCCAGAUUCACAGCCUCCAACUUCUCCCCAGGAUUCUGAAACCCUGGACUUUGAAACCCCUUCCUCCUUGCUGGCCCCCCAGACUCCAGACUCUGCUUUGGCCUCUGAGACUGUUGCCUCUCCCCAGUCCCUACCUCCAACAUCACCACUGCAGGAGGCCAGGGGAGAGGGGGAAGUUGUGAAGGCCCUGGAAUUAGCAGAAGCCCUAAAAGGGGAGAAGCCAGAAGGGGCAGCAAUGCUGGAGCUGGUGGGAUCUAUUCUCCGGGGCUGUGUUCCUGGGGUGUACAGAGUCCAAACUGUGCCCUCUGCCCGGCGUCCUGUGGUCAAGUUCUGCCAUCGGCCUUCAGGUCUUCAUGGUGAUGUCUCACUCAGUAACCGGCUGGCAUUGCAUAAUUCCCGUUUUCUGAGUCUCUGUUCUGAGCUGGAUGGGCGAGUCCGGCCCCUUGUGUACACCCUCCGCUGCUGGGCUCAGGGUCGAGGGCUGUCAGGGAGUGGCCCACUUCUCAAUAACUAUGCCUUGACGUUGCUCGUGAUCUAUUUCCUUCAGACCAGGGAUCCUCCUGUGUUGCCCACUGUGGCCCAGCUCACCCAGAAAGCAGGUGAGGGGGAGCAGGUGGAAGUUGAUGGUUGGGACUGUAGUUUCCCCAAGGAUGCCUCAAGACUGGAGCCCAGCAGUAACAUGGAGACCCUCAGUUCCCUAUUGGCCCAGUUCUUCUCCUGCAUCUCAAACUGGGAUCUUCGUGGCUCCUUGCUAUCUCUGCGAGAGGGCAAGGCAUUGCCAGUGGCAGGAGGCCUGCCCUCAAGUGUCUGGGAGGGGCUGCGCCUUGGCCCCAUGAAUCUCCAGGACCCUUUUGACCUGAGUCACAAUGUUGCAGCCAAUGUGACUAGCCGAGUGGCUGGCCGGCUACAGAACUGCUGCCGAGCUGCUGCUAACUACUGCCGAAGCCUCCAGUACCAGCAGCGCUCCUCCCGGGGUCGGGACUGGGGGCUGCUCCCACUUUUGCAGCCCAGCUCUCCUAGUUCUUUGCUGUCUGCAACACCCAUCCCCUUACCCUCUGCUCCCUUCCCACAGCUCACUGUUGCCCUAGUCCAGGUGUUCAAGGAAGCACUCGGGUGCCAUGUAGAACAGGGAACCAAGAGACCUCGGUCAGAAGGGCAUGGGGCUGAGGAGUCUCCCCUGGGAGGGACAAAUAAAAGGCUGAAAUUGGAUGGACAGAAAAGCUGUGAAGAAAGAAAAGAGGAGCAGCAAGGAUGUGCUGGGGACCAAAGUGAAGAUGGGGUGGAAGAAAUGGUUGUAGAGGUUGGAGAGACACCUCAGGACUGGACCAUGCAGAACCCUGAGCAACCAGGAGAGCCGCCCCUAAAGACCACAAAGUGUCCAGAUAUGCUGUCUGAGCGGAGGCCCAUAGGACCUGAGGUGUCUCAAGAAGAGUCUCGGGGUGAGACAGGGAAGGGGGCAUCACCCUCCUUGUCAAAAAGCUGGCGCUGUGCAUUGUGGCACCGUGUGUGGCAGGGGCGAAGGCGUGCCCGGAGACGACUGCAGCAGCAGGUCAGGGAAGGAGGUGGUGGUGGUGCCAGUACAGGAGCAGAGUGGCUGGCUAUGGAGGCUCGGGUAACCCAGGAGCUGAAAGGGCUGAAGGGUGAGAGGCUAGGGACCGAACCCCUUCUGGCCUUUGUGGCAUCUGCGUCCCUGGCUGACCAGACGCUCACUGUGACCCCGCUCCAGGAUUCUCAAGGCUUAUUCCCUGAUCUCCAUCAUUUUUUGCAAGUUUUCCUCCCACAAGCACUUCGUAGUCUCCUCCAGUGAGGCGAUAGAUCCUAAAUGACAAUAAAGCUGCUAGUUUAA